GCCGAGAGGUGUAUUGGAACACGAACCCGAAAGCUUGGAAGCAGCGAGUAGUUAUUGCUUUUUAUUUCUUUAUUUCUUAUUUUUCUUGGAUAUGUCACUGAUCUGACUCCGUAAGGCGUUUCUAAGAGUCCGGGGUCCGAUCGUGUGGAUUUACAGUGCUUAUAUCUCAAAGGAGUUCCUCGGUCCCGUUGCGUUAAGUAAUCUCGAAGACGAGGACUUUGUUGUAAGGAUCUCGUUAACGAAAGCGCUGGGUACUUUUGUUUCUGUUUCUUUUUUUGGGGAUCUUUUUUUUUUGGCACAAUGAAGGUGAAGUGGGUGUUUUCCAUAGCCGUGGCUGGCCUUUUGGCUAUUGUUCAAGCCCAGGGUCAGAUGCCAGCAUGUGCGACAAAAUGCCUGGGGUCAUAUCUCGCAAACUCCACCUGCAGCGCAACUGACUUCGCAUGUAUAUGCGCGGACGUGACCUUGAUGAAUGGUGUGCAAGACUGUGUCCUCGGUAGCUGCACAAUCAAACAGAGUUUAACGGCCAAAAAUGAAACAUCGACUCUUUGCGGCGACCCAAUUCGAGACAGGACAACAGUCACUCCCGUCAUUACAGGAGUAUCAGGAGGCCUUGCUAUUAUUGCGGUUUUCCUCCGACUCUGGGAUCAGUAUAACAAUCUGCAGAUUGGUGACAUGACUGCGGUCGCAUCACUGGUUCUCGCGCUCCCGAUGGGAGGAUUGGAGUUUGCCAGUACGUUAUUGUCCGAAAGUUAUGCGCAGGUGUACAACACCAUCGAUCCAAUGCUAAUCGGCAAAAUAGUGUCACAUCUAGGAUUCGGAAAAGAUAUCUGGACCUUACCAUUCAACAAUAUCACCAAGAUCAUCCAGUAUACCUGGCUGACCGAAAUCUUCUACAUGGCCGCGAUGGGAUUCACCAAAAUCACGAUCCUGUGUCUGUAUCUGAAAGUGUUCCCAUCGAAGCCGUUCCGAACCACUUGCUUCGUCACUAUCGGCGUCUGUAUUAUAUUCGCGCUCGUCUUCUCACUGGGCACAGUUUUCCACUGCUGGCCCGUCUCGUAUGGGUGGACUGAGUGGAGUGGAGAGACGCAAGGAUAUUGCAUCAAUUUCAACGCUUUUGCUUGGGCUCAUGCCAUUGUCAACAUCAUCCUCGACUUGUUCGUCAUCUUUUUACCGAUCCCGCAACUACUUCGACUGGCUCUGGGAACUAGGAGGAAAGUUCAUGUGAUACUCAUGUUCAGCGUCGGAUUCUUCAUCACGAUUGUCAGUGUCAUUCGUCUCAGUUCCCUCGUUCAGUUCGCCCGGUCCAACAAUGCGACAUAUGACAACGUGCCGACCGCAUACUGGAGUGUAUUGGAAGCCUUCGUCAGCAUCAUCUGCACAUGCAUGCCAGCCGUCCGAUCCAUCCUCCGACGAGUCUUCCCAACGUGCUUUGGCAGCUCUAACGACCCGAACUCCUACGAAGACCGGAACUACCGGAUCUCAUCGUCGCGGAAUUUGACCGGAACAGGAAUUACGAAGACGGUCCAACAUACUGUCAGCAUCUUGCCGAAGAGCGGUGAUUCUGAUGUGAUCGAACUGAUGGAUAACGAGGAGAACGAACGGCAUAAUAACGGAAGGGAGAAUGGCUGGUGAAUUCGGUGGUAGUUACCAUUCGGAAAAAAAAAAAAAGCCUGACCAUUCUUCUAUUCUAUGUUUUUACUAGAUUAUAUCCCUUUUUCAUUUCAUUUGUAUCUAUCUAUCUAUACCUAAUGUACCGUAACCAGACAUUUCCUAUA
This is a messenger RNA of Paecilomyces variotii, 1775 nucleotides long. RefSeq names its product 50S ribosomal protein L36e. The transcript has 8 exons. NCBI's taxonomy places the organism in Eukaryota, Fungi, Ascomycota, Eurotiomycetes, Eurotiales, Thermoascaceae. Bases 301 to 1632 code for a protein of 443 amino acids. The record is from RefSeq and is a predicted model, not a curated record.